AUGGAACAGAUCCAGGAGGCCAUCGAGAAGCUCCAGCAGAGAGGCUACAAAGUGCGGACGCGAGUUUUUGCAGCCCCUGGUUUCGAUCUGACUAAGACGUGGGCCUCCUUUUUUAAGAGGAAGGAGGUGCGGUUCCAGCCGGUGGAAAGAAAUCCCAAGAAUCGUGGGGAGGCCAAUGAUGAGGCCAUUGUCAGGGCUUGCAAGAAGCUAGCUGCAUCCAAGAAGAACAGGUGCAUUGUGCUACUGGCAUCAGAUUGCGGAUUCUUGGAUGUCCUGCAAGAAGCUGCAGAAGAAGGUGCAUCGGUUCGCUUGUGCACCUCGGCUAGAAACCUAGCAGUCAUAAGCCGUUUUCGACAGCGCGGUGUUCGCGUCAUUGAGUUGGUAUCCCAAACCAGCAGUUUCAGCGCAGUCAGAGCUAUUCUGAAUGCAGAUGGAAGUGGGCACGUCGAGCUGACAAAGCCAUUCAAGUAUGACGCCAGUGAAGAUCGAGAGCUGUGUAGCAACUUCUUGCAUGACUUGGGAUACCUGCCUGAAAGCGGCGCAAGGCUAACGCAGAGCACGGCGAAGUUCUGGUUUGCUAACUCGUUGGGGUCGCUCGUGGUAUUUCCACAGCAGUUCGCCACACAAAAAGUCUGUAGCGCGGCUUCAGGGCGGAGACGAUGGCAGAGGUACCGAGACGACUUAGUACUCUUGCUUCCGCUGGCUUCGCGACGGAGACUCUCACAGAAGCAGCAAAACAUCUAUGGAACCUCCCUCGGCUGGCAGUUGUAUCGCGGGGGUGGCCCGGUGAUGCUCAAAGAUUCGAAAAAUCUGGUCCGGCGUGCAUUCACAAAGCUGGGGUAUUUAGACGCAUGUUUGAACACCGACAUGGAGGAAGCAGCUUUGCUUUUUGUCAAUGCACAUGACAACACCUACAAGCUCCGGAAGGUUCUGGAUUUAUUGCCGUCUGAAGGAGACACUGUUGCAGAAGUCAUUGACAAACUACGCUGUGCUUUCAGGUCGAAUUUGACCGACGCGCGCUGGAGAGUUGCACCCCGCGACAGCUCGAUCCGGCGGCUCCUCUACAAGCAAGGUUUUCUCUCCAAUGUCAACGUCGCGGCCGAAGACGUGCUCGCUGCGAUGUCCGAGUACAGCCGGCAGCACGGCUUGCCCACAAUGCGAAGCUACAAUGGAUAUGUUUUUCGAAUAUUGCAGUAUCUUGACUCCGCCCCCAGCACCACCAGCUUGAUUGAAAUCAGCAGGUAG
Symbiodinium sp. CCMP2592 is the source of this 1245-nucleotide messenger RNA. The record is from the annotation of a GenBank genome assembly. NCBI's taxonomy places the organism in Eukaryota, Dinophyceae, Suessiales, Symbiodiniaceae.